Molecule: messenger RNA, 1504 nt
Organism: Alosa alosa (allis shad)
Lineage: Eukaryota; Metazoa; Chordata; Actinopteri; Clupeiformes; Clupeidae
Gene: mcrip2
Product: MAPK regulated corepressor interacting protein 2
Exons: 5
Coding region: 726-1154 (142 amino acids)
Source: RefSeq, a predicted model, not a curated record
ACACUUUAUAUAUGAUUGUAUUAGAUUUUUACUUUUCCCCCACUUAAUCUGCUUGGAAUUGACUAGGCUUGACUGUAAGACAGCUUCUCAUACAAUGUCUGCAGUGCAGUCACAUAUCAAGCAGUGUGUCAAAUUAACAUUUUGUAACAUUAAAAUCUCCACUAAGUAGAAUGGCUUCCAUUUUGCAACACCCCAUCACAAUGCUUGCAGCAACCUGAACUGUUUAACAUGCACCAACAACAUAUUGUCAUUUUAGCACCUUGCUUGUUUUCUCACCUAUUAGUGUCACCACAAGACAGUCUUCAGAGAGAACUUUUACCAUCAACACGACACUGUUUUCAAAAGACCCUCUAUAAGAGAAGUAAUUCACACAUCGUGUCUUUGAUGUUUCGCCUCCGCUUCUUAAACAGUGUGUGCUUCAACACUAGACUCAGUAUAGGCGGUGCUAUAAGCUCUUGUACUGUUGCAACUCCUUGUUGUCACUGGGAGGUCAGUCCGAAAACGGCAACAGCAAGGGAGCAGGCAAGUCGGCAACACUCCACAAAGUUGAAUGUAAAAACCUGGACACAUUUCCUGUCUGGAAAUCCACGGGAUUACGUGAAUAUUGCUGCAGUUUGGAUAUGCGCAGCAAGUCCAGCAUUGUUUUGUAACGUGUCAGUCGAACUGGAUAUCUCGUGCACUUGGAACACUAGUGUUACUUUCAAGUUUUGAGAGCUUGCCUGCACAUGAUGUACACAAUCACAAGAGGUCCAAGCAAACUUGUUACACAACGGAGAACAGGUACAGCACAGCAGACCGAAAGCAAAAUAACGGACUUGAAACACAAACAGCCCCACUGGUUUACAACAAACUACCCUGCUCCAAAGAUUGUUUUCCACCGAUUAAACGGACAGAGGUACCACAAACCAUCUGUCGUAAAAGCUGUCCCACGUGAAGGCUUCACGCCCGCACAUGAAGAGAAUGUUAAAUUUGCCUUGGAAGCCUGGAAGGAGGUGGAGCAGAGCAUGGGAGCCAGCCGUCGCCCAGAGACCAGCAGAGGACCUGUCCAGUACACAGAGAAGACCCCCAGCCCAGUCAUGAGCAACUUUGUGCCCAUUGACCUGGAGGAGUGGUGGGCCCAGCGCUUCCUGGCCAACAUCGGCAACCUGUCAUGACGGAGCCCCCGCCAAAGGAGGAGGUGAAGCAAGAGCCCAGGGACCUGACUGAGCUGCGGCCUGGAGAAGGGGCCUGGUUUACCUGAUGGGAGCUCAAAAGAACAGGAACCACAAAAGACUGAGAGACAGAAACCAAGAGAAUCUCUGGCUAGAGCCGUGUGUGAUGGACUUUUAGACUCCUGCCUCACCACCUCUCCAGACUGACCUUCUGACCUUGUCUGGCUGUCUGGUCGGUCGGUGUGCAUGGGAUUUCCUGGUUCGAACUUCACCAUUACCCUGUUUUUCUACAAGCCCCCCUGCCCCCCCGCUCAGGGCUCACUGCCCAACCUGUGCACCGAAGUGAAUUGAGA